Molecule: messenger RNA, 3476 nt
Organism: Onychomys torridus (southern grasshopper mouse)
Lineage: Eukaryota; Metazoa; Chordata; Mammalia; Rodentia; Cricetidae
Gene: Prorp
Product: protein only RNase P catalytic subunit
Exons: 8
Coding region: 1041-2798 (585 amino acids)
Biological process (GO): mitochondrial tRNA 5'-end processing; tRNA 5'-leader removal
Cellular component (GO): mitochondrial ribonuclease P complex; mitochondrion
Molecular function (GO): protein binding; ribonuclease P activity
Source: RefSeq, a predicted model, not a curated record
AUCUAGCGGGCGGUCCCUCCGGAACUCACUCUUCGGAUCCUUGUUGGGCGACGCCAGGCGCCUGCGGAGCACGUCUUUCCAGUCCAUGGCUGACUCCCGCUCAGAGGACCCUACAUUUGCGGGUUGUUAACCGCUCCACCCACUACCAGCUCCGACGUCAGACGCCACCAAGGCAGGUGGAAGUUAAGAAGGACGCCCGGACGCCAUCUUGGACCCGGGCGGAAGCCUUGGCUGCAGAAGGCAAAAACCGGAAAGGUGUGUCUGUUCCGAAUACGGCGAUCACGCUAGCAGGGGCGAAAAGCAGACAUGAAAUAGAUGAAAAAUUAUUCUCCUUAUGGGAGUGUCCCAGCUCACCAAACCUGAUCUUAAAGGCCAGCAAGAAGCCCGCGUGAGCUCUUGGCUGUGGGCCUUUCGGCGCGUGCGCACCACAGGAUUGCAGGAAUCCAUUGGCUUUUCCGACUUGAGAAAAGCACUUUCGUCACAUUUUGUUCUCGCUCUUGGAAACCUUAAUGGUCUCCAAGAUUUAACAGAAGCUUCAGCAGCCGUCUUCAGCCCUCCUGGAUACUAAAAGCUUCAAAACCGCCUUUCUUUUUUCUGUUUACCUUCGUCAGGCUCAAUAGAACGCCUGCAACCAAGCCAUUCAGGCCCUGGCGGCUCGUUCAGCGCGGUGCCUUGUGGGUACUGUAGUUUUCACCGCAUUUAUGGUUACUUUAAGCGUGCGUGGUGUGGUGAGUGUUGAAUUAAGUGAACUUCGUUCGUCGGCCAUUCGUACAAUUCGAAAAUUGGAAUGUAACAGGCACCUCAGGAUUCCCGUUCCGCCUCCUGGUUUAGGGAUUGCUAUUGGUGUUAGGGACCCUGGAUCAUUGUUUAAUGGAGAGAACUUGCGUGUUUUCCUUGCAAUUAAAUCACUCCUAAAGCACAUUCUUAAUUUGUAAGGGAGAAACCAGCAAAAAUCUCCUUUUCAAGAACUGUGCUUAAACCACCAAUCUCCUAAUUUUCCAUAGCGGAGUGGAGCUAACCCUCAUUCAAUUCACUGCAGAAUGACCUUCUAUUUACCUGGUUUUCGGAGCUUUCCGAAACUUUGGAAGAGUACCCCUUACUUUGAGCUGGGUCCCGCGAGCUCUCCUGUCUCUCUCUUUCUCGUGGUUACCGGGAACCAACACAGAUGGUUUUCUGUUAAAAGCACGUCCCUUCCAAAUGACAAAGCAAUGAAUCUGCUGGUUGCCAAGGCUAGAGCACUCAAGAAAGGAAGUGACAGGAAUAGGCAAGUUUCUCCUGAUCAUUACUUUGCUGCUGGAGCCGCUAAGAAGAGGUCACAGGUCAGUAGCAACCCUCAGCAUCGAGAUCAUGCCUUGCCACGCGUGCGCGCUCUCCAACUUCCAACUAAACCCUUGAAUUCCGAAGAGUGGAACAAACUUAAAGAAGAGUUCAGUGGGAAGGCCAGCUUUGAAGACUGGGUCAUUUCCCAGAUGGUGCGCAGCUGUAGCUCUAUAGAUGUGGCUAAGUCUCUCUUGGCAUGGGUAGCCGCAAAGAACAAUGGCAUUGUAGGGUAUAAUUUGCUCGUCAAGUAUUUAAGUCUCUGUGUCUCUCAUAAGCAGACAUCAGAAGUUAUUGAUGUCUAUGAAAUCAUGAAAGCCAAGUACAAGUGUUUAGAAUCCGGGGCUAACACUCUUCUCAUCCGGGGACUGGUCCACUCAGACAGGUGGAGAGAGGCCUUGCUGCUCUUAGGAGACAUUAAAAAAGUCAUGGUCCCUUCGAAAAGGAACUAUAAUGACUGCAUAAAGGGAGCCCUCCUCCAUCAAGAUGUGAACAUGGCUUGGAGUUUGUAUCAGGAAUUGGUAGGUCAUAAUCUCAUUCCUCUGCUGGAAACUUUAAAGGCCUUCUUUGAUUUUGGCAAAGACAUAAAUGAUGAUCACUAUUCGAACAAACUACUGGACAUUCUUUUGUAUCUAAGGAAUAAUCAGCUGUAUCCUGGAGAGUCAUUUGCACACAGUAUAAAAGCAUGGUUUGAAAGUAUUCCUGGAAGACAAUGGAAAGGCCAGUUCACUACAAUCCAGAAAAGUGGCCGGUGUUCAAGCUGUGGUAGAAUCUUAGAGUCUAUUCAUCUGAGUCCAGAAGAAUAUGAAUUUCUCAAGGAAAAAAUCAUGAGGGAUGUGAUAGAUGGUGGUGACCAAUAUAAAAAGACAACACCUCAGGAACUGAAGAGAUUUGAGAACUUCGUAAACUCCUGUCCUCCUUUUGAUAUUGUUCUUGAUGGCCUCAAUGUUGCAAAAAUGUUUCCUAAGGGCCGUGAAUCUCAAACUCUCCUGGAUGUAGUUUCCCAACUAGCCCAGCAGAAUCUGCAGUUGCUGGUCCUGGGCCGAAAGCACAUGCUUAUACCAAGCUCCAGGUGGAGAAAGGACGAGAUGGAGCAGGUGCAGAGGCAAGCCCACUGUUUUUUUGCUGAUAACAUCUCGGAGGAUGAUCCGUUCCUGCUGUACGCCACCCUGAACUCAGGCAAUCACUGCAAGUUCAUCACCAAAGAUCUGAUGCGGGACCACAAGGCCUGCCUGCCUGACGCGCGCACCCAGCACCUCUUCUUCAAGUGGCAGCAGGGACACCAGCUGGCUAUCAUGAAAGGGCUCAAAAGGUCAAAACUGACUCUGCAGAAUCCUCUCAGCUAUGACACAGUGGUGCAGACAACUGGAGACUCCUGGCACAUACCGUAUGAUGAAGACCUGGUGCAGAGAUCAUCCUAUGAAGUGCCGACCAAAUGGCUAUGCCUCCAGGGAAAGGCGCAGGCACCCGCCCCGUGCUGAAUUUUAACUGGACACCUGCUGGUGGUGGCGGAGAGCCUACACCCAUGCUAAUUUCAGGCAUGACCUCCAUCCUUCCUGAAAAUAAAAAGAUUUCAGUAGCACUGUUUGCUUCGCCCAACAAAUUGAGUUUUAGCUUUGUCCAGUUUUGUUUCUGAGGCGGGGUCUUGUUUUGUAGCCUCGGUCCUGCACUUUAUACUUCCUGAGUGCUGAGGUUACAGGAGCGGCCACCACGCCUGCUGUGUGCACUACAGGAGAUGGGACAUCAUAGGGCUCCAUGGGUGCAGGGUCCAGCCAGAUACAUGAAGCCCUGGCCCAACAAACUGACUUCUGAGUUAAGUGGGGAAAAAAUAGCAUCUUUUCAUAACUAGCUGAACCUCCACCACCCCCCUUUGUUUCUAGAGUUUUAUCCAGAACUGGGGGUCCUAGCACAGAGUCUUGGUCCCUGUUCCUCUGCUGGGCAGCUCUCCACAUAACUGGGAAGAGGCAGCCCCCUACGGUUGCUCCUGCUGACUUAACCCUCCAGGCUUACCCAUUGGCCCUUCUCUGUUUUAUACUGUAAUUAUAUACCUUUCCAAGUGGAUCAUGGUAUUGGUGUGAUGUGGUAUGCCAAGAUGAUAUUCAGAAAAAAUCUGAAGUUUUUUUGUCAAAAUUUUAGAAAUAAAAACUCACUUUGUAGAA